This is a messenger RNA of Gymnogyps californianus (California condor), 2344 nucleotides long. It is a transcript of the gene SOX4, whose product is annotated as SRY-box transcription factor 4. The record is from RefSeq and is a predicted model, not a curated record. The coding region runs from base 680 to 1996 and encodes 438 amino acids. NCBI's taxonomy places the organism in Eukaryota, Metazoa, Chordata, Aves, Accipitriformes, Cathartidae. Gene Ontology annotation, molecular function: RNA polymerase II cis-regulatory region sequence-specific DNA binding; DNA-binding transcription activator activity, RNA polymerase II-specific. Gene Ontology annotation, biological process: cell differentiation; positive regulation of transcription by RNA polymerase II; anatomical structure morphogenesis. The transcript has a single exon.
UUUUCAAUUAUUAUUAUUUUUUCCUUCUUUUUCUUUUCUUUUUUUUUUUUUUUCCUCCGGAGGGGUUUUCUUUUCGCUCAGUACCUCGCAACUGCCAAAUCCUACCUGCACAAACUCCUGGCCGCCGACCCCGCCGUCACCACGAGUCCUGGAGCCGGGGUUUUCGGGGCUUUGGGGGCGCGCCGCCUCCCCCCUCCCCCGCAGCGGUGCACGCUGGCCGUGCCCAGCGCUGAGAGACUUUCGGCAGCGGGCGCGCUGCUCUCCUGAAACGCCGGGGGCAGGCGGAAAGCACUUGUGAACUGGACCAGCUGCUUCGGGGAGGGGGGAGACCCGAGGUGGUGAGGAAAAAAAGCAGACCGACACCCCCCCUCCAAAAAAAAAAAAAAAAAGCCCAAAACACCCCAAGAAAAAAGGCAAACUUGGACGGGCGGCUCGCGGCGCUGCUUUUGCAGAAACUCUGACCGCGGGCGGCCCCGCCGCCGCUGCCGCCGCCGCCUCGAGGGGGAGAGGACCGCGCCGCCGGGGACGAGGCGCCGGUGUGGAAGUACAAGUGGUGCGGGGAACGGGGGCGCGGCCGCGGGGGGCUGCGCGGCCCCGGUGCCGCUGUGAGAAGUUGCGCGCCCUGCCCCGCGCCGGAGCGGCGCUGAGCCCCGGCGAGCCCCCCGCCGCCGCCGCCGCGAUGGUGCAGCAGACCAACACGGCGGAGAACACGGAGGCGCUGCUGGCCGCCGAGACCUCCGACUCCGGGGCCGGCAUCGAGCUGGGCAUCGCCUCCUCCCCCACGCCGGGCUCCACCGCCUCCACGGGGGGCAAGGCGGACGACCCGAGCUGGUGCAAGACGCCCAGCGGGCACAUCAAGCGGCCCAUGAACGCCUUCAUGGUGUGGUCGCAGAUCGAGCGGCGGAAGAUCAUGGAGCAGUCCCCCGACAUGCACAACGCCGAGAUCUCCAAGCGCCUGGGCAAGCGCUGGAAGCUGCUCAAGGACAGCGACAAAAUCCCCUUCAUCCGGGAGGCGGAGCGGCUGCGCCUCAAGCACAUGGCGGACUACCCCGACUACAAGUACCGGCCCAGGAAGAAGGUGAAGUCGGGCAACAGCUCCGCCAAGCCCGGCGACAAGGCGGACAAGGGCGGCGGGGGCGGCGCCGGCGGGGGCAGCGCGGGCGGCGGCCCCGGCGGCCCCGCGGCCCCCGCCAAGCCCGCCCCGAAGAAGGGCGGCGGCGGCGGCGGCGGCGGCUCCAAGCCCUCCCCCGCGGGCGGCGGCGGCGGCGCGGGCGGCAAGCCCCACGGCAAGGCGGCGGCGGGCGGCAAGGCCGCCCCCUUCCCCGGGGAGCCGCCGGCCGCGCUGCUGCCGCCCGAGCACCAGGCGCUGUACAAGCCCCGGGGGGCGGCGGGCGCGCCCGCGGGCCCCGGCAAGCCGCUGGCCGAGAAGAAGCUGAAGCGGGUCUACAUCUUCGGGAGCGGGCAGGCGGCGGCCGCCUCCGCCUCCCCCGGCGGCGCCGUGCCCGGCAGCCCCACGCUGAGCAGCUCGGCGGAGGCCGGCGACCCCUUGAGCCUCUACGAGGAGGGGGGCGGCGGGGCGGGCCGGCCCGACGGGGACUGCGGCGGCGCCGCCUGCCCCUCGCCCUCCGGCUCCGGCACCGGCUCGCCCUCGGAUCACCGCAGCUACACCAGCCUGCGCGCCUCCUCCCCGGCCCCCUCGACGGCGCAUUCCUCCUCCGCGUCCUCCCACUCCUCCUCCUCUUCCUCCUCCGGCUCCUCUUCGUCGGACGACGAGUUCGAGGACGACCUCUUGGACCUGAACCCCAGCCCCGGCUUUGAGAGCAUGUCCCUGGGCAGCUUCAGCUCCUCGGUGCUCGACCGGGACCUGGAUUUUAACUUCGAGCCCGGCUCGGGCUCGCACUUUGAGUUCCCGGACUACUGCACGCCGGAGGUAAGUGAGAUGAUCUCGGGGGACUGGCUGGAGUCCAGCAUUUCCAACCUGGUCUUCACUUACUGAGGCGAGAGCCGGGCCCUGCUGGAGGAGGCACAGACGCGCGUUGUCGGCAGGACUCGCCCACCCCGCCGGGGCGCUUUUGUUUCUUUUGUGUGUUUUUUUUGUUUUGUUUUGUUUUGUUUUUUUUUAACGGGAAGGGGCUGGUGAGACUGCUUGUUGUGCUCGGGGAGAGCGGCGGCGGGAGCGGGAUCGCCCUCUCCUCGCAGAAAGGCCAGCAGUCCCCUUCCUCCGGCUGCAGACGGACCUGCGCACACCCCCUCCGAGAGACGAGUCGGACGUUGCUUUUUCAGAGACUGGCGGGAGCGAAACGCUGUCUUUUUCCUUUUUAUUGCCUGAAAAGAGAGACGGAGG